AUGGCCACCACUAUGAACGAGACGACCCUUUCUACGCUUGACCUACUGGAGUCGCGACUCCUGCGUGUCGAGCAUCUUCUUUAUGGCCAGUCCCAAUCACCAGCGCUGGCUCAGGAUCGGUCAGCGACUGAUCAGAUCGGCCAACUCGAGCGGCGCUUCUCCAAGCUCCUAUACGACUUUCGCGACUAUCAUGAACUUAUAAAAAUUUAUCGAGCCAAUCCUGAUUUCUUCCAUGCACCCGAGCCAUCAGAACCACCAUCACAACUCGACAUCGAUGCCCUUCAAUCCAUUGUUCUUGCCUCGGCUUCAGCUUUCCCUACCACUUUAUCAUCCCUUACCGCGAUCAAGGAUAGUCCUAUUCCCGACCCGGCGGACAGUGCAGCCCUUGUAGCUUUGCAAGAUCGAAUGAAGGCGAUCGAGGCGACGCAAAUUGCACAAGCUGCUGAGAUAGCAGACCUCCGACCGCGAAGCGAGACGGCCGUGCGAGCCUGGUACGAAACAGGAGUUCUGACCAACUCCAAGGCGAUGGCAGAUCUAGAGUCUCGCGUGGAAUUUGUCGAACGGCAGGUACGCAGGGCAGAGCGGGAGCAGGAGGCUGAAGAUGAGUUAUGA
Molecule: messenger RNA, 612 nt
Organism: Fusarium venenatum
Lineage: Eukaryota; Fungi; Ascomycota; Sordariomycetes; Hypocreales; Nectriaceae
Biological process (GO): cytoskeleton-dependent cytokinesis
Cellular component (GO): dynactin complex
Source: RefSeq, a predicted model, not a curated record